Messenger RNA from Bactrocera neohumeralis, 3282 nucleotides. RefSeq lists its product as uncharacterized. The coding region runs from base 136 to 2151 and encodes 671 amino acids. Lineage: Eukaryota; Metazoa; Arthropoda; Insecta; Diptera; Tephritidae. The record is from RefSeq and is a predicted model, not a curated record. The transcript has 8 exons.
AUUGCAGCAUAUUCCUGCCAGCCAAAAGUGGUGAAAAAACUAGUGAAACAGUAGGUUUUGAAACCCUCAAAAGUAGUGGUGAGCUCGCCAUAGGCCGCGUGAAGAUUCUAACCACUUUUCCCCUCACACGACGGAAUGGAUCAGGGGGUUUCUGAUUCAUUUUACUCAUACUUUCCUGGAUAUACAAACGAGUCUCAGAAACGACAAGAAACUUUGCGAAACCGGCAGCGCGAAAAUCAACAAAACUUUUUAAAACAUCAAGAGAUGGCACAAACAUCUCAGAAUCAAACACGUGUUGUUGCUCCCGUGUCUAUUCCCAGUAAUUAUCUGGACCCAUCUCUUAAUAAAACUUGCUCCCGACCUGCUGAAAAUCUGCCAUUGAAAACGUCAACACUAUCUAACGACAGGACUGAUAUAGAAAUUAUAGUAACGAAUCCUCACUAUCAACCAACGGCAUAUAUGACUUCACGACCAAAUACAACUCGUCACAAACUGCUUCGGGACUUAAGUCAUACAGCGUUAUCGUCAAAUGAAGAGAUUUACACCGACCGUAGUGAAUAUAUAGAGCUUGAAACAAAUCGGAAAAAAGAGUAUCAACGGGAAUUAAUGGAACAAAUCGUAGAAAAAAGGCGUACUGUUCAACUUUUACGAGAAAAGGAACGUAUAGAGGAUGAAGCUUUAACAAGGCGUUUACAAGAGCAACUUAAAUCAAUUCAUUUGGAGGAACAAUUGGCGAAGAAAAACAUUUUCACUGAAAAGGAUACUAAGCAAAAUCGGCUAAUGAGAUCUCAACUUCUUGCUAAAUUAGAAAAUGAUGCUAAUAUGCUAUUUGACAACAAAAGUUUCGAAAAAGGGGAAAUCCCAGCGGACACUGGCAAUGGAAGUUUAAAAAAUAGCAAAUGCUAUGAGAGGGGGGAUGUAAAUAAAAAUAAAGUUUAUAAAUACUUUACUAAUUCAACUCGCCAAGACAACCACCAUUAUAACAGUAUGAGCUCGUAUACUAAUAUAAUUCAUGCCGAUAAACAUUUGGCUGAAAAAAAAUGUUUUCACUUGAGUGAAAAAAUUUGCUCUAAAUGUGAUGAACCGUUAAAGAGCUAUGAAAGGUGUUGUCUAUAUUGCCAAGAACGACUUUAUACAAACGAAAUAGAACGUGGAGAAGUUCAAUCAAAGGUUAAAGACAAUGUCAUUUAUUGUGAUAAACACAGUUCAAGAAUUGACAGGACAUAUGAAAGGGAGAAUUGUAGAUCUAGUGAAAGUUUUCAGUUUGAUGAAAGUGACAUGGAAAAAUAUACAUACCGUUUUGUAUUAGUUUGUCAUAAAUGUGAACGAAUAUACAUAGCUUGUCAAAAUUGCGUUGUAAAAAAAGCCGUUUGCCGAGCCUGUCAUCGUAAACUUAAUAUUUGCAUGCGUUGUAGACGUAAUUUAUGUAAUAUAUGCAGGAAUAAAAUUGCUACGGGCCAGAAUACGGACCGAAUAUAUACGAAUGAUACGCAGGCUAAUAAACAGAUUGAAGAAAACCAUUUAAAGCAAGGCGUGGAUUCAUUUCGCAUACUUAAUUUAAAUACUACCCCAAACAUUGCUGAAGAUGGUUACAACAGUUCAUUAAUUGGUACCGUUGCUAAAGAUACACCAUGUCAUCAAAUUAAAGAUAAUUUGGGGGAUGAGAAGCCACAAGUUCCUCAUUUGGAUAGUAUUGAAGUAAAAUGUUUUUAUUUAGAUGAAGACGAAAAUUCGUGCAUUGACGGUGUCCGCCACGAAACGGAUAAGCAUCUGUCUCGAUACAUGAAAAAUUAUGGUGAUGUCGCCCGAUUGCGGAUAGACAAAGAAUGUAGCAAAAGCGAAUCUCGCCAUUUUGGCACACAAACAAUCAAUUCCAACUUGAAGCGGCGUGAUAUUAUGCUGAAAGAGGAGCAUUAUUUGUCGAUGCCAUUGCUACGAGAAAUGCCAAAAAUGACGAGAAAGCAAUUAUUAAAUUGUCCCGAAAUGGACACAGCACAUAGAACACGGAAACUCAAUUGUAUCAAGCAGAAGUGGGAGGUGCCAGCCGUACAGAAGUGUAUUAUUACUCAGAAUUCUCAUACCCUAACUCAAGUGGGCGCUAUACGAAAGCAACUACAAGCUGAAUGUCUGAGUGAUGCGCAAAUUUAUUAGGUUUUAUUUAUCAAAGUGGUAGUUUCUAGAAAUAUUUUGGAUAAUAAUUCAAAUUUGUAUUGACAGUAUGAACUUUAGAAAAUACAUAUAUCAUUUAUUUUGUAUCAUCAAAUUUUAUUGUUUAUAUUAUUUUGUACCAUACAUUUAUUUUCACAUAUGUAAGGGGUGUUCCAAUUCUAGGUUCCUUACUUUUUUAAAGAAAAAACACACAAACUUUAAAUAUAAUGGAGAAUAUCUGUUAUCAUUCGAAAGACCAUUCUUUGGCAUUUAUUUUUGAAGAUUAUCUCUAUCAAAAGCUGGCCGCGGCUACAUCUCAAAUGGUCCAUCCGUUGAGUCGAAUUUUCAAUGACUCGUUCGAACAAAUGUUUGCUCCAAGGCGUGAAUUGAAGCAGGAUUGUCCGCUUAAACUUUAGACUUUACAUAUCUCCAUAAGAAAGAGUCUAACGGUGUGAAAUUAUUUGCUCACCGAAGUGUUCUCUAAAUAAAUCCAUUGAUGUAUGCGAUGUGAGAGAAGUGGCGCCGUCUUGUUAAAAUUAAACGUUGCCAGAUCACGGACUUCAAUUUCAGUCAUCAAAUAGGCGAUUAUCAUGGCGCUAUAACGGUCGUUAUUGAUAACCGUCAUCAUUUACGAAUAAAUAUGAACCGAUGAUUCCCCUGGCCCACAAACCACACCAAACCCUUGUUUAUUCUGGAUAAUAUUAAAAACGUUAAUAACAACAUCGAGAGUAUAAAAAAAUUACUUCAAAAUCAACUAUAUUUGCUGGAGGAAAAGUAAAACUCCAAGCAUCUGUAAAGAAGAUAGAGACAAGGUCUACCAAAAAAUUAAGCCAAACAGAUAUUUUAAAGUUAUUUUAAUUAAACGUUUUUGUUAUUAAAUAUAUUUAUUAUAUAUUAAAUAUAAAGGAUUACUAUAUUACGACUGUUGUAAGAGCGCUCAUGUCGAAAAAAAAGUAUAUUAUUUAGAUAUGUAUAUUGUACCCAUGUUAUCAGUAAUAUAUAUAAUAUGUUCGGGCAUUACUAAUAGAUUUGGAAUUUUACAAAUUAGAAAAAAUAGUUUAAAACUUAUGAAAAAAUGUGUAUUAAAAAAUCUAUUUAAGGAUGACCCAUUUAAUAAAGAUUAAAUCAAAUAUG